UCUGCAUUUGGACAGCAUCCACACACCCACCACACGAUGACGAUGCGGUUCCAGAUAAAGAUGGUCCUCGUCUUUUCCCUGCUUGUUGUCGCGGCGUGGGCAGAAGAUCUAUAUGAGAUCCUUGGCGCUAGCUCCGGUGCUUCACCCCAGGAUCUCAAGCGCAUCUACCGCAAGUUGUCGCUCAAGUAUCAUCCUGACAAGGUUGCGCCGGAGGAACGGGAUUCGGCGCAAGCCAAGUUCUUGAAGAUUGCCAAUGCGUACCGUGUGUUGUCGGACCCGGCGCGCAGGGAAAAGUAUGACCUCUACGGCAUCGCUGACGACGAGGGCUUCAAGAACUUUGACGAAGCCUUCAGGCAUGCUCGGGACAGCGUCGAGGAUACCCCGUUGAAUUGGCUCAUCUUGAUCUUCAUCGUGGUCGUCAGCGUCGGCCCCAUCCUCUAUUUUAGAUUCAAAACCAAGCCAAAGGCCGUCAACAACGCCCGCCGCGAGGCUCUGGCGGCAAAGAAGAAGUCAUUAAAAGACAACUAGACGUGCCAGUGGACAUGGCUGUAUGUCUCUAUAGACUUGUUUCCGUUCGAAUCGCUGUCGAUCAUGCAAUUUACGCCGCGUGGGGCACUAGAUGUAACAUAAUGGCCUAGUCGACUUUUUGAUGGAGAGUAGUUUGGUCAGCUCUGGAGGGCAGUGAUUGGCACAAACACAUGGGUUCGCACGAAUCGACCAUGAUCUCGUUGCCGACGCGCUACCGCUGCUGCCUUCAAUGUUGUGGGAUGUGGCGCCAUGGACGAAGAAGGAGCAUGGUGUGUCGUAGCACCUUGCGUCGCUUGACGACGUUUCUUCUUCCACCGCUCAACACGCUGCUCUCUCGACAGUUCGGCACGACAUGACUUGAAGCACGGAGAUGUAUCCCGCAGACGAGGGAUGCGACUAUCGAUCGUCGUUGGGACCGAUCGCAUGGGUACACCUGAUCGAGUGUUUGGUUUGGGGAUGGCUGGAGUUGCUUGGGGAACCCACCACACCCCUGGAGUGGACGGAGUGAUGAAACUAACUUCAUGCUGACGAAAUGGAUGUUGGGCAGUAGUGGGCGAUUCAUUGCGGUGAAUUUCUGCCGCGGCGCCCAAAAGGCUCAACGCGCACAACGUGUCCUCUCGCUCGACCGAAGCGUUGGGACAGUGCUGCAAUAUCCGCGAGAGCGAUGGCAACAGGCUCAGGGUAGAUUCCACGGCUUCCACUCGGGAGCGCUUGAGACCAGGAAGGGUCUCUCGAUGCGACGGAGGCGUCAUCUGCAGCAUGUGGGUCGCCAUGGUCUUGGGGAGAUGUGG
Aphanomyces invadans is the source of this 1319-nucleotide messenger RNA. RefSeq lists its product as hypothetical. The transcript is spliced from 5 exons. The record is from RefSeq and is a predicted model, not a curated record. NCBI's taxonomy places the organism in Eukaryota, Oomycota, Saprolegniomycetes, Saprolegniales, Verrucalvaceae. The coding region runs from base 37 to 528 and encodes 163 amino acids.